UUGCAGGACACCGCCGCUCCUUCCAAACCUGUUCGAGGCCCAGAAUGGACCACAAGCUUCAAAUGACUUCUUCUUGGUGGAUUAUCAUCCUUAUCUCACUUUGCACACUCACAGACAGCCGGGUAGUUUACAGCCAAGGCCCCAGCGCCACACUUAACUCCCACAUCCCGAGCAGGACUCAUGGUAGCACCCAGCCUCAGGUGACUGAGGUCCAACAGCAGCACAGCGCGGGGCUCGGUGUGCGGCCUCGGCCUGUUGUUGUCAGCUGCCUCCCGGACUCGAUGCGGGUUGUGGUGCAGGCUGACAUGUUUGACACGGGGAUCCAGGUGGAUGGUGGACAUCUGCGCCUGGGCUCAGACCCAGUGAGGGAAGGGAGUGCAUGUGGAGCAGUGCCAUCAGGAGAGGCGGAGUUCACCAUCCAGGCCCAUCUGACGGAUUGUGGAACUAAACUCUCGUCGACAACAGAGAAGAUUAUUUACUCUAAUGUUCUGAUCUACUCACCUGAACCUUCAUCUGAUGGUUUGCUUAGACUGGAUGGAGCAACCAUUCCAGUUCAGUGUCAUUAUGAAAAGAGAUAUGCUGUGGAUGGCAUUUCCCUUCAUCCCACCUGGGUUUCUUCUGUCUCCACUCUCUCGGCAGAAGAUCAGAUAGACUUCAAUCUGCUACUCAUGACUGAUGAUUGGCGGUUUGGGAGGGGAUCUUAUUCGUACUUCCUGGGUGACCCCAUUCAUUUUGAAGUUUCUGCCAUCAUCGGUAACCACAUGCCCCUGCGAGUCUAUGUUGACCACUGUGUCGCCACAGCAACUCCAGAUGCAGAGGCUACAUUAAGAUAUGACUUUAUUGAAAAUUAUGGGUGUCUAGCUGAUGCUUACCUGACAAACUCCAGCUCCCGUUUCCUACCUAGAGCUGAAGAGCACAAGCUCAGGUUUCAGGUUGAGGCCUUCAGGUUCUACCAGGAGCCCCGCAAUCAGGUCUACAUAACCUGCUAUGUGAAGGCUGUUCCAGUCGUGUUGGCUGUCAACUCUCAAAACAGGGCGUGCUCUUUAAUUGAGAACAGAUGGAGGUCAGUGGAUGGGAACGACCAGGCGUGUAGAAGCUGUGAUAUCUUCCUCCGGGGUGCGGAUCCUCUGCCCACAGAACCCUCUAAAUCAACCAUUCACACCCAAGCAUUGCCCUCCGUGAAUUUGCAGGAGAGUUUAGUCCAAAACAGACCUGAACAACACCCGGCCAACUACUUCAGUUUUCAUCCAGGAAUGCACCAGAGCCAACACAACAUACAUCAUCAAUCCUCUGCUGGAGUGAUGAAGAGAGGAGCUGAGAGCAAAGCAGAGCAAACUGUCCACCUGGGACCCAUUACCGUCCUGCCAUCCAGCAAAAGUGACAGAAGGUCAUCGGAGUCCAAAACAAUACUUUCAACAAAGACCAGAACCACCUGAGACUGAGGUCAGCACAGUGGAGACUGUUGCUGCUUUGAACAAGACAAAACGUUUAGGACACAGUCACUGUGAAUGCAGAGGUUAAUCUGAACUCUUACUCUCAAUGCUCUGCAAAGGGAAAGUACUCACACAUUGUCAUUUACUUUAUUACAGUAUUUUCUGUA
Molecule: messenger RNA, 1600 nt
Organism: Epinephelus moara (kelp grouper)
Lineage: Eukaryota; Metazoa; Chordata; Actinopteri; Perciformes; Serranidae
Product: zona pellucida sperm-binding protein 3-like
Exons: 8
Coding region: 45-1436 (463 amino acids)
Biological process (GO): egg coat formation; binding of sperm to zona pellucida; positive regulation of acrosome reaction
Cellular component (GO): extracellular matrix
Molecular function (GO): acrosin binding
Source: RefSeq, a predicted model, not a curated record